This is a messenger RNA of Gadus chalcogrammus (walleye pollock), 2789 nucleotides long. It is a transcript of the gene emx2, whose product is annotated as empty spiracles homeobox 2. Gene Ontology annotation, biological process: central nervous system development; neuron differentiation; regulation of DNA-templated transcription. The coding region runs from base 449 to 1192 and encodes 247 amino acids. The transcript is spliced from 3 exons. Gene Ontology annotation, molecular function: DNA binding; DNA-binding transcription factor activity, RNA polymerase II-specific. The record is from RefSeq and is a predicted model, not a curated record. Lineage: Eukaryota; Metazoa; Chordata; Actinopteri; Gadiformes; Gadidae.
GAAAUGUUGUGAAGAUGGGCUUCUGAACGAAUCCGUUCCCUUUUUGCGCGAGUCCGCCUCUCCGUGCGUGUUUCUAUUGACGCACUUAAAGCCUCUUCCCUCAACCUUAAGGGGAGUAGAAGCGACCAAUCACCAUGCCAUUACAGGCUUCAGAGGAAGCUGUUUAUGGGACUCCAGCACUAAUUAGGCUCAUGAACUAACAAAUCGGCUGCACAACCGGUACGGGGGAAACGAUCACAUCCAUGGAUUGUCUGGAGUAGUCCCACUUUUAAGGCGAUUUGCUUGUUUUUGGGGCUUUCUGUAUCGUCGCGUUUUCCUUCCCAACUUGUGCUGCUGAGAAACUUUCCUCUCGCGGGUGAGCGUGUGUGUUCGUGUGGUGGUGGAGUAUUUCAACGAGGAACGACUGCAACACUUCCAACUUAAGCUGGGGAAUCUGGACCAUCAAACCAUGUUUCAACCCACGCCCAAGAGGUGUUUCACCAUCGAGUCUUUGGUGGCGAAGGAUAAUCCGCUACCGGUGUCGAGGUCCGAGGAGCCCAUCCGACCCGCCGCUCUGAGCUAUGCAAACCCCGGCCAGAUGAACCCCUUUCUGAACGGCUUUCACUCCGGCGGCCGGGGCGUCUACUCGAACCCGGACUUGGUGUUCGCCGAGGCGGUAUCGCAUCCUAACUCGGGUGUACCGGUGCACUCGGUUCCCCCUCCCCACGCCCUGUCUGGCCACCCUCUCUCCUCGUCCCACAGCAGCCCUCACCCCCUUUUCGCCAGCCAGCAAAGGGACCCGUCCACUUUCUACCCCUGGUUGAUACAUAGAUAUAGGUACCUGGGCCACCGAUUCCAAGGUAACGAAACAAGUCCAGAAAGCUUCCUUUUGCACAAUGCACUGGCGAGAAAACCCAAAAGAAUCCGCACAGCCUUCUCCCCGUCGCAGCUCCUCCGGCUGGAGCACGCGUUCGAGAAGAACCACUACGUAGUGGGGGCCGAACGGAAACAGCUCGCGCACAGCCUCAGCCUCACAGAAACUCAGGUAAAAGUGUGGUUUCAGAACCGAAGAACAAAGUUCAAACGGCAGAAGUUGGAAGAGGAGGGCUCCGAGUCGCAGCAGAAGAAGAAGGGAACGCAUCACAUCAACCGCUGGAGACUGGCCACCAAACAGGGCAGUCCGGAGGAAAUAGACGUCACUUCGGACGAUUAAAAAGAGGACAAACUUUGACCUGGGACAAGCAGCAUCGUGAAGGAUGACAUGGAUAUAGAUGCUGGGAAAAGACAGUGCGGGGGUACAAAGCCAAUGUCAGAAUUCAAACGUGCGGAGGUCGGCAGCUGCGGGCGAGAGGUCGUACCGGUGGCUGGGCUGUACCCGGAGAAGGGGGCCUUCCCACCGUAGGCCAUCACAGUGAUCGAUCCACCUCCCUGACCCCUUCCCACGCACCCUCCCACCACUACACACUACCCCCGUCAACAAACCCAAAUUUGUACUCCAAUUCACAUUGGACAUUUGCACUUCUGAAGGUUUUUAAAAACGUUUUCACUCAAAAAACCAAAACACAAAACAGUUUUUUUUUGUAAAACUUGAACUGCAUGGUAGAAGUUUCCCUCUGGUAGUUGUUUUAAUUUGACAAACUUCUCAAAAAAACAGUUUUGUUUUUACUCUAUUUUCAAACUGAGAGAUGUUGUGCUUUUUCCUUUUUACAAAGUGUGCAGUCUUUAAUUAAUAAUUCUCGUGUAAAAGUGAUUGUGAAAACAUGAAGUAGCAGUGCUGCGUUAUAGUGUUUUAAAGAAAAGAGAACAGAAAAUGACAAUUCAAAAACUUUAUGAAAGUUUAUCACACCACAGAUUACAGUACGUCAAUGAAAAAGGUAUACGGUCAUUCCUUUAACCUAAAGCUUUACCAAUCCGUGAUUCUGGCCCGGGCCGACCGGCAGGACUCGACCCUCCCGUGAAAGUGGCCCCAAGGACUAACUGAGAGCUUUUGCCCCCGAGGCGAGAAAACUCCAAGCACUGAGCCUAUUCCAUGUACAGAAAUACUAAAAGUUAAUGUUUCUGUUCAACCUUCUUUUACAGAAUGUAAAUAAUUUGUGUAUGUGUUAAGUUUGCUACAAUUUUAACACAAAGUAUACUUCCAAGAAGUAUGUAAUUGUCAAUAUUUUGUCAAUAAAGUUUUAUCAAUAUGUUGCGCGCAGCUUGAGCAUAUAGGGCUUUUGAUUUUAGGAGGGUCUUGUUAAGCGACUUUUAAAGCGACCAUCAGCCUGCGUGCGGUAUUCUUACAACAAAAGAUACAGCCUAAUUCAGCUCUUAAAUUGUAAUCUCCAAACAAACGAGUGUCCUAAAACAGGCAGAUAUAAAAGUCCACCAAUCUAAAGUCACUGUCAUCGUUUAGACCUGUGCCUGAAAUCCGGGGUUUCUGUAUUUUUAGGGGGCGUUUGUUUCUCGUUCUGAUGGUUUUAUUUUUUUUCCGAGCUAACGUCUAGCCUGCUCCAACCACAAAGAGUCCUACAAGCUUUUGUGAAAGUGCAAAUCAGUUUAGGCAAUUAUCAUGCGGGUAAUAUGAGGGGGAAAGGGGAUGCAUUGCCCAGUGGUCCGCUCUAAUCUCUUAAUCCAUGCAUCCAAAGGGUUCGGCUGGACAUAAUUUAGUACAAUCUGACUACCCCUCACGAUGCGAUAAGGAAAGGUUGCAAUGUGCCACAAAAUAGGAUCUUUGUUGAAACCUUGUCUUGUCUAAUUCGUGUUUUAAUUGAACAGCCAAACGGUUGCACUAUAUUGGAGUAUCGGCUAAAUAGUGCUAUGGGUGAUAC